CUUCGCUGCAUGAAUAUUCAUGUUUCCUUAUCUUGCGCCUGCGCAUUCCACAUAAGUUGUCACAGCAACCUGUAUCAACAACGUUCACAUUUGGAAGAUUAAAAAAAAGCCAUUUUGUACUGGACAAAAGAAAGACACCAUUGCAACCAUGACAACAGAACCAGCUCUCUCUGAUCAAAAUGGCUUGUCCUCGGCUGGGGGGAAAGGAGACGCAAAUGCCAACAACAACGCCAAUAGCGCAAAGAGGGGAGGCAGGAGUGCCAAGCGCUCUAUACCAUCUCCCAUCACCAGUGCUAAGAGCAAUCCUGCAGCCGACAAUCGUAACAUGCGACGUAUUAUCGCAGAGGAUCCUGACUGGUCUCUGGCCACUGUACCUCUCCUGACAGAGCUUUGUACAACACAUAUUGUUACUAAUUUUGCAGAACACCCCAAGCUAGAUGAACUACUUCCUAAGUACAAAUCAAAAGUUCUGGAAAAGAUCUCUGUGGACCUUCCUCUUAAAGUAGUUGCCCACCUUGUAUCAGACGAGGGCUAUUGGAAGAGAAGAUGCAAAGCCGGCAAGGAAGUCUGUGAUGUCUCCAAGUAUGGUCACAGCUGGAAACGCAUGUUCUUUGAAACACAUUUGGAGAACAUCAUUGAACACUUUGUGCCUGAGAGAUCUGACAUGGCGGUAGUAGAUAAUACAUUGCCUCUUUGUGCUCCAUAUGUGAAGAGACUCCAUAUCAAGCAGCUGUUGCCACCAGUCAAAGAAGAACCCACAAAGAUCAUGGAUGACAUCUCUGAUGCAGGCAGUGAUGCUGGUCUGGAUGGGCCCAUCAUGGAUCAUUUUGAGUUCUCCACCACGCUUGCAAAGCUUCCCCACCUUGAGGAGUUUAGUGUGACAUACGGAGUCAAGGAUUGUGGGAUGAACUUUGAGUGGAAUCUUUUCCAGUUUACUGCCAGGGACUGCAUGCUCCUCUCCAAGUGCGUCAAGAAAUGCAGUCAACUCAAGAAGUUCCAGCUCCACAGAAGCAAGGUUGAUGAUGACAAAGCCAGGGUUCUCAUCGCUCACAUCCUUGACCAUCCAUCAUUAGAAGAGCUUGACCUCUCACACAAUAUCAUUGGUGACCAUGGAGCAAGGGCCAUAGGGAAAUUCUUGAAUGGACACUGCAAACUGACCAAGCUGGAUCUAUCAAACAAUCGCAUAAGGUCAUCUGGGGCAGCUGCUAUUGGGCAUGCUCUCGGAAAGAACGAAACUUUGAAGGAGUUGGACCUAAGGCUAAACAGGAUGGGAGAUGAAGGUGGACAAGCAAUCUGCAGGGCUCUAAUGAAGAACUGUACACUUGAAACCAUCAACAUAGGCAGUAAUGAGUUGAGUGAACCAACAGCAGCUGCACUGGCCCAGAUUCUCAUCCAUAACGGCACUCUCGUUAAUAUCAAUGUAUCCUGUAAUAGACUUGGUCAGGAUGGAGGAAAGCAGGUUCAAGAAGGGAUGGAGGAGAAUGAUGUAGUGCGAGAUUUUGAUCUAAGAUUGACAGAGGUCGGACAGGAGAGUGAAUACUGCAUCAACCAGAUCCUCAAGAAGAAUCAAGAGACACACCGCAUGCUCCAGCUUAAAGUAAAGGAGAAGGAGAAACAAGAGAAAGCUUCCGUAGAUAGAUAAGACAAGUCUGUGUAGAGCUUGCAGCCUCACACUAUGAUCAGACUUUUGAACUCUUUCUAAGUGGUGAUUCAAAUUUGGUUGAUGAAAUACAUCAGUUAUUCAUUUCAAUAUUUGACUGAUUAUUAUAUACAUAUAUUUUUGCAUGUCGAUGCCUUACUUGUUGCAGUUUGUCAACAAGUAACUUCUUGUGACCCAGUUGUGGAAAAUGGGGAACUUGACAGAUUCAUGAACAACAGAUUUUGUUCAAUUUGUUCUCCAUGCAUAGUUCAAUUAUUAAAUUCUGUUGCAGGAAAGAAUUAUUAUUGUAUAUGAUAAGUAUUUCACCCUUGUAAGAAUACUCCACAUUCAAUUUUUAUAACUCCCCCUACUUAGGCGGUAACAGACUUUUACAUUCUUCUCGUAUUUUUACCUUCUUCACUUUGAACAAAGUAAUAAUAACUUGUUGGUUACCAAAUGUUUUGUGAAAUUAUUUCUACUAGAUAUUGUUUGAAUAAAUGAAAAAGACAUGUUUAUAUUUUCAAGGAAUUAAAGAGAAUUGCAGGGGCUUAUUUGAAGUUCAUGCUAAUUGAUUUUUGUAUUUAGACCCUUCAGAUAAAGUGAAUGAUAAUGUUGAAGUCCUUUUUUUUGGGGGGGGGGUGAUAUUAUAUGAGUGAUUCCACCAAGGUAAAGACAACAAAAUGAACAAAAAGUACAGCUAUUAUAAAGGCCUAACAUAUUCCUGUAUAUUACAAGUAAAUAUUUUAAUCAAAUAAUCAACACAAGAUACUUUUUGUAUAAUAAAACUUCAAGGCCAUGCUAUUUCAUGUCAUGAUAAAAUGCUUUUAAUUUGAAUGGUCUGGUACAAAUCUUAAUUUUUAUAGGGGGUAAAAGGUGAAUUUUGAUAACUUGUUCCAUUUUAAUAUGAUGUGAUUUAGGAGCCAUUUGAUAGAGAUAUAUAUACCUGUAUAUUUGACUUAUGUCAAGGUAACCCAGCUGGUCUAUAGUGUCUUACUUAUCACAUGAUUGGUAAGCUAAUAUAUGCAUUUUGUACCGUCCAUUAUGAUAUCCUGAGCCUUACAGUAGUCCGUUUUUUGGUAAAAAGUAUGUUCCUUUUUCAGGUUGAAAUAAACCAUGUAUGUCAAAGACAUGUCUAAAAUUCUGUUAUUAUUCUGCUGAAUACAGCAGUGUUUUAAAUAUAUAUAUAGUUUUACAAUUUUUAAGCACUAAAGUCAAAUCUGCUGAUUUUAAACUAUACUACCCAUGUACACACGAUCACAUUAACAAAUAAAACAAUUGACAACCGUU
Molecule: messenger RNA, 2926 nt
Organism: Strongylocentrotus purpuratus (purple sea urchin)
Lineage: Eukaryota; Metazoa; Echinodermata; Echinoidea; Camarodonta; Strongylocentrotidae
Gene: tcte1
Product: dynein regulatory complex subunit 5
Exons: 5
Coding region: 149-1642 (497 amino acids)
Molecular function (GO): protein binding
Source: RefSeq, a predicted model, not a curated record